GAUCUUCAUCCGACUGUCCACGCGACGUACGUCUGCACGCAGCGGCUGGAUUGUGCACAUCCAUCCAUGUCAUGCACACCAUGCAAAGUGGACAAAGACUUCAUCGACCGCAUGUGUGUAGAGAACAAAAGAGAGCGGACAAUGGAUGCAAAACCGCAGCAAGCAAGGAGAGAAGAAAGCUCACCUACCUGGCUUGAAUCACGCUCCCGCAGAGAGAAAGAGAGAAAGCGAGAGGUCCGUUUGGCGCGUCCUGUCUGUCUGUCUGUCUGUCUCACCCGCAUCCGACCCGCACGCCUACAAAGAAAGGCAAUCCCUGAUGAUACUCAUCCACCCGUCCCUGACUUGCCAUGGUAAGCACACUCACACACAAGAUGUAUGGAUGGCCACCUCAGGCCCCUCACUCAAACCACUCGACCCUCCCUCCCCCCAUGACUGGCAUGAAUGCACCGCCCUCAUGCAUGGGCAUCAUCCCGUCAUACAAGUCGCCCAUUCCCCCACCGCCGCCCACCCAUCCCUCACCACGCCACACACCACCCCUUCCCGCCAUGCCGCCCCGCCGCAUGCCGCCCCUCAUGCCCCGCGCCCUGCCCCCACGCCACAUCGACGGCCUGCGCCACAAUGUCGGCUGCCGCUGCUGCUGCUGCUGCUGCUGCUGCUGCGAUGUCUCAUCCAUGCUGUAGCUAGGGGGCAUGCUCAUGAAUGGGCCGGCAACGGGGAACAAGGGCACGUCGUAGGCAGACGCAUUGGAUUGGGAGGGUAUGGGGGCCAUGUGGCCGGGGGGUGGGACGUCGAAAGAGGCGGGGAAGGGAUAGUCGGCACCGAAACCAAUGGGGGAGUCGUCGGCAGGGAAUGGGGGCAGCGACAAGCCGCUCAUCGCGGACUGCCGCUCUGCAUAGGGGGAGGAGGCGAGAUACCCGACGCGCUGGUCAGGGAAAUCCUGGACGUGUUGGUCAUGAUAGGGCUCCCAUGCACGCGCUAUCCGACCACCCGCAGCACCACCGACGCCAUAGCUACCGGCCCCAGCCGUCGCCAGCUGGUCACCACUGUGACUGAGCGACGAAAAGUCGUUGGUCGACGGCAUAGGGAAGAACUCGGGCGCGUCCACAGAGAGGGAUUGCUGGGGCACUCGAGAGAAAGACGUGGGGCCGCUGCGAUGGGACACACUCGGUGUGAAGGACGGCGCAUUGGGGUCGAGCUGGCUGCUGCUCUCCGAUGGCAUGGCCGGUGGGGCGCUGUCAGUCUUCACACCAGGGACCUGGCUCUCCUCAGACACGUCACCCUCCCCCGCCUCAUCGCUCUCUGUGUCCUGAGCUGAGGCGAAGGGCUCGACAUCAACAUUGCACAGCGAGUGGAAGGGCGGCGGCGGGGCGGUCGAGGGCUCCUCAUCGCCCGUCGGCAGUGUGUCAUGAUGGCUGGACUCGUCAGCCCGUCCGUCAAAGGACGACACGACUGCAGCCAGAGGAACAAGGCGAGAUAAACACGUGAUCGAUUCGUCUGGCCUUCACUUUGUGUGCUGACUGACGGACCACUGGCGUGAGGGAAUGGGAGUGCCGCAGCGUCGCCUUGCUCUUUGCACCCCUCCUUGGCUACAGCAGCUGCCCCUGCCACCACCUGACGCACGGCCUUGGGCACCAGCCGGCUCCCCUGCCCCUCUGCCCCACCCUCCCCCUGCCACUUAUCGCCCUCAUGUGCCACGGUCACGUGCGGUUCUCGCGCAGCUGCAUCGCCCAGCCUCUGUUUGGUCUGCAGGCCGUUGUGUCCGUCUGACGGCAGGCGUGUGGGCGCGAUGCCGAUGGAUGAGUUGGUGGUUUGAGUGCGGGACUGUGACAGUCGGCUGUCUUCGGCUGUGGUGGGCGGCUGCUUGGGGAGAGGCUGGGAUGGGUCGGCGGGCUGUGCCAUGGUGCCGCCGAGAGGAUCAGAUGCGCCGCCGUCGGCAGGCAGAGAUGCAUCGCGGCACGAUGAAGUGAAUGGACCUGCGUGGAUGAGAGAGGAGAAGAGGAGACCAUACCAUACAUGCGAUACGUGUGGUGGCUGGCUGUUGAGCAGCGUGGGCGGGGCGAGGGUGUGGGUGUGGGUGAUCUCACCGCCAUGCGAUGGUGCCGGUGCGGAGAGGCUCCUCAUGUGGGUGCUAGGCCGCUGGCUGAAGUGGUAGAAAGUCUUGGUCACGGUGAACUGCCAUCCUGGCGGCACCGCUGCCUUCGAUGAUGCUAGCAUCGGUAUUCCUUUC
Molecule: messenger RNA, 2227 nt
Organism: Vitrella brassicaformis
Lineage: Eukaryota; Vitrellaceae
Source: the annotation of a GenBank genome assembly